Messenger RNA from Pedinophyceae sp. YPF-701, 1665 nucleotides. The record is from the annotation of a GenBank genome assembly. NCBI's taxonomy places the organism in Eukaryota, Viridiplantae, Chlorophyta, Pedinophyceae.
AUGGGCUGUCUGAACAGCAAGGAAGCCGUUGGGAACGCGACGCAACCGACAACGGAUCCCAGCGCCCAGGCACACAGCGCUGCCAAGACCGCCUCCGGCGCGAAACCCAAAGCCCAGAAGGAGAUGUCCGCGAAGGCCAAGAACUUGAAGGAGAUGCUGGAGGAGGGCCUGUUGUCCAACAACAUGAAUAAGCUCUGGACGCCAGGGUUCAUUCUCGGAUCCUCCCAUGCCGGCAACCUGCACCAGAACUACCAGAUCGGCAAGGAGCUGGGCAAGGGCCACUUCGGCGUCGUGCGGCUCGUGGUGGACAAGCGCAACGGCGAGACGUACGCGUGCAAGACCAUUUCCAAGUCCAAGAUCCACGACGUGGAGGACGUCAAGGACAUCCGCAAGGAGGUCUCGGUGCUGUACCACCUCCAGGACUCGUCCCUGUGCAUGAACCUCGUCGACGCGCACGAGGACAGCCGCGAGGUGCACCUCAUUUUGGAGCUAUGCACCGGCGGCGAGCUCUUCGACCGCAUCGUCACGGCCAAGAUGUACUCGGAGAAGAAGGCCGCGACGAUCAUGAAGCAGAUCAUCCAGGGCAUCGCGUACAUGCACGAGAUGGGCAUCACGCACCGCGACAUCAAGCCGGAGAACUUUCUGCUGAAGAACCCCGCGCCGGACUUCACGCUGCGCAUGGGCGACUUCGGGCUGUCGACCUUCUUCCGCCCGGGGCAGACCUUCGACGAGACGCUCGGGUCGGCGAACUACAUGGCGCCCGAGGUGAUCGGCGUGUACCAGCAGGGCUCGGACGGCCGCGGGCGCGUGAUGAAGCCGUGCUACACGGAGAAGGCCGACGUGUGGUCGUGCGGCGUGAUCCUGUACAUCCUGCUCAGCGGGCUCCCGCCCUUCUGGGGCAAGACGCACAAGGAGAUCUUCAACAUGAUCCGCAAGUCGCCGAUCGACUUCCAGACGGAGCCGUGGCCCAAGGUGUCGUCGAUGGCCAAGGACCUGGUCUCCAAGAUGCUGGACCGCGACAUGACGAAGCGGCUGUCGGCGCGGGAGGUCCUCGCGCACCCGUGGAUGCAGGAGAAGGCGCUCAUCCCGGACGAGCCCCUCGAGAGCAUCAUCGGCGAGAAGCUCAAGCGCUUCCGCAACUUCAACCUCCUGCAGAAGAAGGUCAUGCGCUCGCUCGCGACCAACCUGCAGCCCUCCGAGGUGGCCGGCCUGCGGAACAUGUUCGAGGCCAUCGACGCGGACAACAGCGGCGGCAUCACCGUCCAGGAGCUCAAGCAGGCCAUCCGGGACGGCAGGCUCGGGUCGGACAAGCUGGACCUCGCGGGGAUGAUCGAGGCGGCGGACGCGGACGGGGACGGCAUCCUGGACUGGGAGGAGUUCCUCACGGCCACGAUCGCGCGGUCCAAGGUGGAGAAGGGCGACCGGAUACUGGAGGUGUUUCAAAAGUACGACCAGGACGGCAACGGGCUGCUCAGCAAGGAGGAGAUCGAGGCCGCGAUGCAGGCCAAGGGCGACCUGAGCCCCGACGAGGUCGCGCGCGUCCUCGACGAGGUCGACCAGGACGGCGACGGCAGCAUCAACUACGAGGAGUUCGUGCGCAUGCUCGUGUCGCAUCUCGGCGACAUCGGCCCGCAGGCGCGCUCGCUGCCCAUCCAGGACAAGUGA